Aspergillus wentii DTO 134E9 is the source of this 2172-nucleotide messenger RNA. RefSeq lists its product as uncharacterized. Gene Ontology annotation, biological process: copper ion import; iron ion transport; intracellular iron ion homeostasis. Gene Ontology annotation, cellular component: plasma membrane. Gene Ontology annotation, molecular function: ferric-chelate reductase activity. The transcript is spliced from 7 exons. Bases 212 to 2041 code for a protein of 609 amino acids. The record is from RefSeq and is a predicted model, not a curated record. NCBI's taxonomy places the organism in Eukaryota, Fungi, Ascomycota, Eurotiomycetes, Eurotiales, Aspergillaceae.
UCCAGCAGAAAUCAUGUCCUCUUCUUCUCUUCCUCUCGCUUCUUCUCCCUGCUCUUCUCUUCUCCCUUUCCAUCCCAGAGCUAAAUCAGCUUGACAGGUUGACGAUCAUCACGUUCAAGCCAGACAGGUAUCUGGCAGAGGAUCGUCGAGUCAGUCUCUCUUCCCAAUAGGGGCUGUCUGUCGCGUGUCAAGAUUGCCCAGGAUGAUGAACAUGGACAGUGGCAGCAGCAUGGACAUGGCCAUGUCUGAAAAGACUGUCGGUCUGCCAUGGCUCGAUCAGCCGGUGAUGCUUCACUCGUCCAGAGCUGAUAGUUGCAGCAAAUUUACUUCGGAGCAAUGCGCCUACCGCAACUACCACUGGAGAUAUUGGUAUGAAUCGGAUCAUGUGUAUGCCCUCAAUACCAUCUACUUCCUCUGCGCGACUGUCGGAGUGUUUGCCAUUGCGCAUUUUCUCUCCAAAUAUGCCCCGGUUAGUCUCAAGAAAAGCGGUGCCUGGAGAAAGGCGACGGCUACGAUGCGGUAUCUGGCCUACAAGGGAUUCCGUAUGCCUGCGCUGCGGUACUGGUCCCCUUCGCUGGGUGUGAUUCUGUUGGGGGUCGUUGGAACGGUUUUCUUUUUCGCCAUGAUACUUGGCCCUAAGCCCUAUUAUUGGCCUACUGACCAGGGCGUCUCUUAUGGAAGCAGUCCACCCAUUGCAACCAGAACAGGAUGGAUGGCUUUGGCUUUGUUGCCAUUUGUGAUGGCCCUAGGAGCCAAAGCCAAUCUGAUUUCAGCAUUGACUGGAGUUCCGCAUGAGAAACUGCAGGUUUUCCACCACUGGACCAGCUAUGCCAUGUUUGUUCUGGCUUUGAUCCACACCUUCCCCUUUAUCAUCUAUCAUAUCAACAAGGGAGACAUGGUCGAGGAGUGGAACACAAGUGUCGUUUACUGGACUGGAGUUGCAGCCAUUAUUCCCCAGGCCUAUUUGACUUUUAUGUCAUUGCCAUCUAUUCGGAACCGCUUUUAUGAAUUCUUCAAAGCAACGCACUUCCUGGCUGCUUUGCUUUUUCUUAUUUUCUUUUUCUUCCAUUGCGACUUCCGUCUCUCUUCCUGGGAUUACUUCGUCGCAACGGGUACCGUCUACCUGCUCUCCCUCUUCGCGGCUCAGAUCCGUACCUACCUUCUCCACGGCGUGCAUUAUGCUUCGAUCGACCUCCUCCCCUGCGGCUUCGUCCGGGUCAAGAUCCCCACCAUCAUUUCGUGGCGUCCGGGUCAGCACAUCUUUGUCCGCUUUUUCACACUAGGCCUGCACUCCUUAACCGCCCAUCCGUUCACGAUUUGCUCACUCUCCUACGACCCCGAUAAGGUCGGCAAGGCAUCUGAAAUUGUAUUCUACAUCAAGCCAAGACGUGGCAUCACAGGACGUCUAGCCAAAAUAGCAGCCAAAAGCCCGGGUGCAUCGAAGAAGGUCGUGUUAGAGGGGCCUUAUGGUGGAAUGACACCUACAGCUCUGGCCGAGUUUGAUAAAAUCCUUGUCAUCUCUGGUGGCUCGGGAGGCGGGUUCUCGCUGGCCAUUAUCGAGGAGGCCCUUAGGCUCCGUCAGUUCCCAGUAGACAAACAGAAUGUCGACAGCGGGGCCCAACGACAGCACAUCCAUGUUAUUUUUGCCACCCGGAACACCGCAGUGGCAGAGUGGUAUAUCGAAGCCAUUGAAGCGAUGAUCUCAACCUACGAUGCAGCCAAGGAGGUAUCAGUGUCGGUUCACAUCACGUCGCAGGCCGAGUCAUCCAACCAAACCACUUCAGACCCAGCCAACGAUGGCAGCAAGGAACUGCCCAAGCCCGACAUUACCAGCGUUAGCGUCCACAACAAAUUCCGGCCCAAUCUGCCCCAGAUCAUUGCGUCAGCGACAAACGGGGAGACGGGCAAGCACGUUGGCGUUUUCGUUUGCGGUCCUUCGUCUAUGCUGCAUGAUACGCGGAAUGCUGCAGCAGAGGCGCAACGCGACGUUCUAAAAGGAAAUGUCGAGGAUGUGUAUCUGCACACCGAAUCGUUUUCGUAAGUAUUUCUCUGGCCUGUUUACGAGACGAAGCUCACCGUCCUAGUUGGUAAUGAAUUUGGCUUGAUCUACGGAGUAAAGGGGGAUACCGCGGGAAUUGUUUCUUUCUUCGGGACUAGAUGUCUCAAAAUACC